This is a messenger RNA of Phacochoerus africanus (Common warthog), 3365 nucleotides long. It is a transcript of the gene DDX46, whose product is annotated as DEAD-box helicase 46. The coding region runs from base 172 to 3270 and encodes 1032 amino acids. Gene Ontology annotation, molecular function: RNA binding; ATP binding; RNA helicase activity. The record is from RefSeq and is a predicted model, not a curated record. Gene Ontology annotation, biological process: mRNA splicing, via spliceosome. Lineage: Eukaryota; Metazoa; Chordata; Mammalia; Artiodactyla; Suidae. The transcript has 23 exons. Gene Ontology annotation, cellular component: nucleus.
CCAACACAUCCUGUUUUCUUUGGCCGCGCUCCGGGGGCCGCUGCCACUGUGGCUGCUGCCGCCUGUUAGUGCUGCUCCUCGCCUGGCGAGUCGAGGGCAGCGCGGCCUCCUACGUUGUGCGGUACUUGUGCGAGUGGUCCCGAAGGGCGCCGCUUUCCCGCGGCCGGCGGCAUGGGCCGGGAGUCUCGCCACUACCGGAAACGGUCAGCAUCACGGGGACGCUCUGGAAGUCGAUCUAGGAGUCGCUCACCCUCAGACAAAAGGAGUAAACGUGGCGAUGACAGGCGGUCUAGAAGCAGAGACAGAGACAGAAGGAGAGAGAGGUCUCGGAGCAGGGAUAAAAGACGAUCUCGGUCCAGAGACAGGAAGCGUCUGAGGCGUUCCAGAAGUAGAGAGAGAGACCGAAGUCGAGAGCGAAGAAGAUCUCGAAGUCGAGACAGGAGACGAUCACGGAGUAGAAGCCGAGGCCGGAGAUCCCGAUCUUCUAGUCCUGGCAAUAAAAGCAAGAAAGCUGAGAAUAGGUCUAGAUCCAAAGAGAAAACAGAUAGUGGAGAAAGUUCUAAAGAGAAGAAAAAAGACAAAGAUGACAAGGAGGAUGAGAAAGAAAAGGAUGCUGGCAACUUUGACCAGAAUAAGCUGGAAGAGGAAAUGAGAAAGCGAAAAGAAAGGGUUGAAAAAUGGCGAGAAGAGCAACGUAAAAAGGCCAUGGAAAACAUAGGGGAACUGAAAAAGGAAAUCGAAGAGAUGAAACAAGGGAAAAAAUGGAGUUUAGAAGAUGAUGAUGAUGAUGAAGAUGAUCCUGCAGAGGCUGAAAAGGAAGGAAAUGAAGUGGAGGGUGAAGAGUUAGAUCCGUUAGAUGCUUACAUGGAAGAAGUGAAAGAGGAAGUAAAAAAGUUUAAUAUGAGAAGUGUGAAAGGUGGUGGGGGAAAUGAAAAGAAGUCUGGGCCAACAGUCACAAAAGUUGUCACUGUUGUGACAACUAAAAAAGCAGUCGUAGAUUCUGAUAAGAAGAAAGGUGAGCUGAUGGAGAAUGACCAGGAUGCCAUGGAGUAUUCUUCAGAGGAGGAGGAAGUUGAUCUUCAGACGGCCCUGACAGGUUAUCAGACAAAGCAGAGAAAGCUUCUAGAACCAGUCGAUCAUGGAAAAAUUGAAUAUGAACCAUUCAGAAAAAAUUUUUAUGUUGAAGUUCCAGAACUGGCAAAAAUGUCUCAAGAGGAGGUGAAUGUAUUUCGGUUGGAAAUGGAGGGCAUUACUGUCAAAGGAAAAGGUUGCCCCAAACCAAUUAAAUCUUGGGUUCAGUGUGGGAUUUCCAUGAAAAUCUUAAAUUCUCUCAAAAAGCAUGGUUAUGAAAAGCCCACGCCAAUCCAGACCCAGGCGAUUCCUGCUAUAAUGUCUGGACGAGAUUUGAUUGGUAUUGCCAAGACAGGAAGUGGAAAGACCAUUGCCUUUCUGUUGCCCAUGUUUAGACACAUCAUGGAUCAGAGGUCAUUAGAAGAAGGCGAGGGACCAAUAGCUGUCAUCAUGACUCCAACUCGAGAACUGGCUUUGCAAAUUACUAAAGAAUGUAAGAAAUUUUCGAAGACCUUGGGCCUUAGAGUGGUCUGUGUUUAUGGAGGAACAGGAAUCAGUGAGCAGAUUGCUGAGCUGAAAAGAGGUGCUGAAAUUAUUGUUUGCACACCUGGUCGAAUGAUUGACAUGUUAGCAGCUAACAGUGGUCGGGUUACAAAUCUUCGAAGAGUGACAUAUGUUGUUUUAGAUGAAGCAGACAGAAUGUUUGACAUGGGUUUUGAACCACAGGUCAUGCGCAUUGUGGACAAUGUUCGUCCCGAUCGACAGACAGUUAUGUUUUCAGCUACUUUCCCCAGAGCUAUGGAAGCCUUGGCUCGCAGGAUCCUGAGUAAACCCAUUGAAGUGCAGGUUGGAGGCAGAAGUGUGGUUUGCUCAGAUGUGGAGCAGCAAGUGAUUGUGAUUGAAGAGGAAAAGAAAUUCUUGAAGCUGCUUGAGCUUCUAGGCCAUUAUCAAGAAUCAGGAUCUGUCAUCAUAUUUGUGGAUAAGCAGGAACAUGCUGAUGGUCUUCUGAAAGAUUUAAUGAGAGCUUCUUACCCUUGCAUGUCUCUUCAUGGAGGCAUUGAUCAAUAUGACAGAGAUAGCAUCAUAAAUGAUUUUAAGAAUGGGACCUGCAAACUUCUUGUGGCUACAUCUGUUGCUGCCCGAGGCCUGGAUGUGAAACAUCUGAUUCUUGUAGUAAAUUAUAGCUGCCCCAACCAUUAUGAGGAUUAUGUGCACAGAGCAGGACGGACUGGAAGAGCAGGCAACAAGGGUUAUGCGUAUACGUUUAUCACAGAAGAUCAAGCUCGGUAUGCCGGUGACAUAAUUAAAGCCCUUGAAUUGUCAGGGACUGCAGUGCCUCCUGAUCUCGAGAAACUCUGGAGUGAUUUCAAAGAUCAACAGAAAGCUGAAGGGAAAAUAAUUAAAAAGAGUAGUGGGUUCUCUGGUAAGGGAUUCAAGUUUGAUGAAACAGAACAAGCUUUGGCUAAUGAGAGAAAGAAGUUACAAAAAGCUGCUCUUGGUUUGCAAGAUUCAGAUGAUGAGGAUGCUGCAGUUGAUAUUGAUGAGCAAAUUGAAAGCAUGUUUAAUUCCAAGAAGAGAGUGAAGGAUAUGGCUGCUCCUGGAACAUCUAGUGUUCCUGCUCCAACUGCAGGAAACGCUGAGAAGUUGGAAAUUGCAAAGAGAUUGGCUCUUAGAAUCAAUGCUCAGAAGAAUUUGGGCAUUGAGUCUCAGGUAGAUGUGAUGCAACAGGCCACCAAUGCAAUUCUCAGAGGUGGCACCAUCCUGGCUCCCACUGUAUCUGCAAAAACCAUUGCAGAGCAACUUGCUGAAAAGAUCAAUGCCAAGCUCAAUUACGUGCCUUUGGAGAAACAAGAGGAGGAAAGACAAGAUGGUGGACAGAAUGAAUCUUUUAAGAGAUAUGAAGAAGAAUUAGAGAUUAAUGACUUCCCACAGACUGCUAGGUGGAAAGUUACUUCUAAGGAAGCUCUGCAGAGAAUCAGUGAAUAUUCUGAAGCCGCAAUUACAAUCAGAGGAACAUACUUCCCCCCUGGCAAAGAACCCAAGGAAGGAGAGCGGAAAAUUUACUUGGCAAUUGAAAGUGCCAAUGAACUGGCUGUGCAGAAAGCAAAGGCAGAAAUCACCAGGCUCAUAAAAGAAGAGCUGAUCCGGCUGCAAAAUUCAUACCAACCAACAAAUAAAGGAAGAUACAAAGUCUUAUAAAACACAUGGAAGAAACUUUUUACUUGUGCUGUGCUGUGAUACACGUGGCAAUUGUUGUCUGCAGUUUACAAUGUAUUUUAAAUUAAGAUUUUUAA